GGCUCUGCCUGGGCUGGGCUGCACUGGAGCAGAGCAGCCGUGGCAGGAGGGCACACGGAGCAUGCUGGGCUGAGCCCUGGAGCUGGCGUGGAGCAGCGAGGGAUGGACCUGGAAGGUGUGACUGAUUUCAAAGCCCUCCGAGCAAAAUUUCAGAAUGGCUCCAACCCCACCAACAAGCCGGGGCAGAAACCUCCCAUGGCGAUCAACCCCAAACCUGGCUCUGCAGGGAACACCACCUCCAGCCCUCUGCCCCUGCCUAGGAGAGAGGUGAAAGUGUCCAAGCCAGCCCAUCCCACCUCCCAAGCCCCUGUGCUCACCCAGCACAGCCCCUUGGCACAGCCUCGGGGUGACAGGGAGCACACGGGCAGCGCCUCGGAGAAAGGGCUCAGUUCUCCCAAGAGUGGCUCAGAAAAGCCUCUGCUCUCCUGUGCCUCUGACCAGCAAGGAUCAAGCCAAACAACUCCAGAGGACCCUCAGCUCCCAGAAUCUUUCCAGCAUGUCCUACAGAUCUGGGAAGAGACUUUAUCCCGCAAGGAGAAAACGAGUCCAAGGGUCCCAACCCAGCGGGCGGCCAGCUCAGCUCCUGCUGCUUCAGGCAGUGCCAGGAUGUCACCCUCUGGAGGCUCCCCUGUGCUGGACUGGCAUGCCCAGAGGAAGGAUGCUCUGCAUGGCAGAGGGAUAGCCCUUCCUCAGGCUCCCAGAGGACACAGGAGCUCGGAUGGAGCAGGUGCUGAGGGUGUGGUGGCAUCUGCCUUCUGCCAGUCGGGUUAUCGCGCACCCAGAGAGCCACCUCAGCUCCAGAAAGAAUUGGAGCCUCCCUUCUGCCAUCCUGGAGGAGGAAAAUGGUCUUCCAGCCCUGGGAGCAAGUGGCCAAGGAUUAAACCUCUGCCUUCAGCUGAAUCCCUGGGUCCUGCCCCUGGGAAGCCUCCAAGACCCCCAAAGGUUGAUCUCAGUGCUUUCCAGAGCACCAUGCCUUUGGUCCACAGAGGAAAUGAAACAACUGCUGGAGAAGAGGAUUACCUGACCCCUGAAAGUGCUCAACUUGAAGAGCAGAAUAAUUAUGAAGAAGCCCCAAUGUACCUGAACCAGUCUGGGGACACCACAACCUUGUGUGUCAUUGAAGCCCCUAAGGCAGAGCCUCAAAAACACAAGAAACAGAAGAUUUUUCCCUUUGCCAAAUCCAGCCCAGAAAGAGCUCUAAGAGAGGAUGGAAAAGAGGGAAAACCAAGUCAUGAAAGAACAAAACUGGAGGAGAACAAAAUGUUCGAGACAGGUGAAAGUGAGUACAUGUCUCCCACCAGCCAGGCCAAGGCAGAUGGCAGAGGUGGGCUGAAGGUUCUGCAAGGGAAGCAGGAUGUGACCAGUCCCCAAAAUGCAACAUAUCCAACCCCACCAGGGCUGGCAAAAGACAGAGCAGAGCACUGGCACAGCAUGGGUCUUGGUGCUCCAAAGCCAGAAGGAACAGCCUUGGGCCAAACCCCUGGGCAGCCCCUGCAGGCACCAGAGGACAUCUAUGAUGAUGUUGAGGAGCUGCAGGACAGACUCAGUUCUGAUGCCUCCAGCUCCUUCACUUCAGACAGCAUUUCAGGAAACAGCUACGAGGAAACAUAUGAAGAUGUUGAGAUUGGGGGUGACAGCCCAGCAAAACCAGAAGCAGAAAAACAAAAGAGAUUUGGAAACCUGUUUAAGAUAGAAAAGUUGAAGCUGAACAAUUUCAGGCUCAAGGACAACCUAAGACUGGUUUCCAUUUCAGUACCAAAUUUAGCAGCUGUGUCCCAGGAGGACAGCGUGUAUGAUGAUGUCGAGGCGGGGCAGAGAGAAACCAGAGGGAAGGAUGACAAGCACAGAGUCCGGAUGCCAAAACUUCGGGUGGCGAAAGAGUACAAGGACAAGAGGAAAAGCAUGGACGACGUGGAAAGAAAUAUCUUCAAAUUCAAGAAAAGCAGUGAAGAAAAGAGCAAGAAGAUGGACAAAGAAGAGAAGCUCUUUAGAGAGACAUUUAUGUACCAGGAGGAGGAGAUCCGUGUGCUCGCCAGGGCCCGCGCCGCGCGCUCGGUGCGCAGCCAUCGCCGCGCCGACCUGCCGCUCACAGCUGGGGAACAGCUGGAUGUCAUCGACACGCAGGGCAUGGCCCACGUCACGCAGGGCCACGCCGUCAUCUGCCGCAACGCCCAGGGCAGAUGUGAGUCUGCAGCCCGGCCACGGGUGACAAACCACCUCCCACACCCCGGCACGUCCUUCGCGCGUUGGGAGUUUUCCUAAUUCCCUUCCUCUUCCCUCCUCCCUCAGAUGGGUACGUGCUGGUGGAGCACCUGAACUUCAGGUAAUCGCUGAUUUUUUGUUUAUUAUGAUGCACAUUUGUCAGAACCCAGGGAGUUCCUCUGGCUGCCCUGGAGGACUCGAACCCCUGCCCAAGGGGCUCAGAGACCUUGGCACAGAGCCCAAGAUCCCUCUGCCUUUGAUUUAGCCCUUGGAAAAAUCAAUUACCAACCUUUACAUGAAGAAUUACAAGUCAAGAGAGUUUAAGCAGAAUAAUAGUUAGUUUGUCAUGGGGUGAAAAAUAGAUUUUUGAGGUUUUUAGAAUGGAGGCUUGGGGUCCCAAGACGGAGGAAUUUGGACGCGCCCUGUCCUUCUUCUUUCUUCUUCCUAGCCUCCAUCUUCUGGGUGAUGCUGGCAUUUUUAGAUUGGUUUAGAGUAGAAACUCACUGUCUAACAUAGGUAUUGGGAAGAUAUGGUAAAUAAUGCACACGUAGUUUUUAGUAUAAAAAGAGAACACCAGUGUGCCUCAACCCAACCUGCCAGACAGACCUCGGUGGGUCAGAGAAAGAAUUUUAUAGAUAAGAAACAAUAAACAACCUUGAGAAGGAGAACAGAAAAAUCCUGACUCCUCCUUCAACUGCUGGGCUGGAAAAAAGAAGCCUGUAUGUGUCUGAGAUUCCCUCUGACCAGCAGAGAUUCUGAGACAUAUUCUGCUCUCUCUCCUGUGUGGGGAUAGCUGGAGAAACGUACUUAAAACUUCUGAAGGCAGGGGGAGUUAAUGUAAACAGCCAGUAUUAAAUAUUAAAUAAGUAUUUCCAGUUUUGCCCUGCUGCUGGACAAGUUUCCAGUCCAACUGCAGCUAAAAAAAUCCCUGUCCAGUCAUGACUUGUGUAAAUUGGAGAUUCCUGACUUGCCUUCAGAUACGCCAUAUUAAUCCACAUCUGCUGCAAACAUGGGCCACUCGUGCCUUGCCUUGCCAAAACACACCCUUAAAUUCUCUGCUGCAGCAUUUCCUUGCAUGCUCAUGCAUAAUUCAUGGAAAUUAGCCUCCUCUUACCCAGGUGGCCCUUGCUGGGAAAAUUCCUUUUUUUUUUUUCUUUGAGACAGACAGUACCAACUGCCCUGAGAGCUGCUCUCCCCUGGAGCAUCCCUGAAGUUCUCCUGUUCUUCCUGCAUCCCAUGUUGGUCAGCUGUGGGGUGAUGAUGGGAAUGUAAAUAAAGCUGGAGUUUUUUACACUG
This is a messenger RNA of Serinus canaria (Common canary), 3498 nucleotides long. It is a transcript of the gene FYB2, whose product is annotated as FYN binding protein 2. Gene Ontology annotation, cellular component: plasma membrane. The record is from RefSeq and is a predicted model, not a curated record. Bases 103 to 2262 code for a protein of 719 amino acids. Gene Ontology annotation, molecular function: protein binding. The transcript is spliced from 18 exons. Lineage: Eukaryota; Metazoa; Chordata; Aves; Passeriformes; Fringillidae. Gene Ontology annotation, biological process: integrin-mediated signaling pathway; protein localization to plasma membrane; T cell receptor signaling pathway.